Messenger RNA from Rotaria sordida, 366 nucleotides. The record is from the annotation of a GenBank genome assembly. NCBI's taxonomy places the organism in Eukaryota, Metazoa, Rotifera, Eurotatoria, Philodinida, Philodinidae.
AUGACUGAUCUUAAUCAGUCAAACACAAAAGAUCAUGAUCAAAAACGAACCGUUACACAUCUCCAUCGUUCAUUAAGAGAAAAUUGGACAACAGGUAUUUUACGUGAUGAACUAGCACUUCUUGAUUUAUUAACAACGGGUCGUCGACGAAUACCUGAUAAUGUAAUUGAAACUGAAAUGCAACAUCAAUUUAAAAAUCCAAAAUUAAAAAGUAUACAACAUUUAAAACAUAUUGAACAAAAUCGACUUGGUCGUUAUGCUUAUACACCAAAAGAAAAUCCACCGAGAGGUGCCAUACCAACAUUCAAUGAUAAAGCUUAUCCUGAAAUCAUUCCACGAUUUUAUUUACCUAAAAUGCCAUUUUAA